AUGAGUGGUCUCGCCGAUCCCCCAUCCUCCAGGGCCACCACCUUCGCCGGACCUGCAGAUGCUCCCGGCAAAACACGAAAUCUCCCUGUCCUCUCGCAAUCCGCCCAGCAGUCCCCUGCCGCAAUGGACAUCACUCCUCCAUCCUCCGUCGCAGCUGGCGGGAUCCCUAUCCACAGCAGUCCCGAUAGCGACCGCACUGGCGCAAUCAACAGCAAUGGCGCCGAAGUCGGAAUCACCAGCAAUCCCCAAAACUCGGCCGUUGGGGCGGCUGCAGCAGCCCAGCAACCCAAAGUGGUACAAACCGCAUUUAUCCACAAGCUCUACAACAUGCUUGAGGACUCCAGCAUCCAGCAUUUGAUAUCGUGGUCCAGCACCAAUGACAGCUUUGUCAUGUCGCCGACCUCUGAAUUCUCCAAAGUCCUAGCCCAGUAUUUCAAACACACCAAUAUAUCGUCCUUUGUCCGUCAGUUGAACAUGUACGGGUUUCACAAAGUGAGCGACGUCUUUCAUACGGGCUCUCCGGAUUCUGCGCUUUGGGAAUUCAAACACGGAAAUGGCAAUUUCAAACGGGGUGAUUUGAUCGGUCUACGCGAGAUUAAGCGGCGCGCAUCUCGACAUGCUUUGAUUCAUCGCGACUCAUUCCCCGGCCACAAGGCCACUGUGUCACAACCAGGCACCCCCGCCGAGCCUGUCCCCGAUGCGACAGAAGCUAGGCUUAUGAACCUCGAAUACAGUCUACACGACAUGCAUGCUCGUCUGACGCGUGCGGAAGAAGGGAACGUGGCUCUGAGCUCAAAGUGCCAGAACAUGGCUGAAGGGCUCGCAAAAUGCUACCAAUGGACGCAUUCUAUCUCUCGCUUCCUACAAGGAGUCGUGCCUAAUCAAGAGAGUCCCCUCUAUCGUGACAUCAUGAAUAUGCAAAGGGAGGUAGAGAAGCAUCUUGAAGCAGUCCGUGCCAUGGAUGCUUCCCACGAUACACUCAUGCCACCACGCCAACCAUUCUUCGGGAACUUGCCAGUAGAGUCUGGACCCCCUUUGUCCCCUCGCCAGUUACCUCAAGACGACAGCCGACGCCAGUCUAUGAUCCGGCCACCCGUCCCUCCUCAUCUAGCUGUGUCUCCUCGUCGCUAUGGCUCCAUCGGAGGUGCCAAUGCGCCUAUUCCUAACUAUAAUCGACUGCAACCUCCUCCUGGUGCUGGUUCUGGCACCGCUGCUCCGCCUCCCCCGCAACAACAGCCGCAACAACCCACGCCUCAUCCUCUAUCCAUAUCGACUCCUCCCGGGGCCCCGAAUCUAGGCCGCCGCCACACCUUCGCGGAUAUUCGGCAAGCCGAUUGGCCUCCUACCGGUACUUCCCCUUUCCCUCCGGGACAUACCAGUGGGGGUGGCGGAAGCAGUGGUCCUUGGCCAUCCUCUCCUCAUCGUUUACCAACAAGUAGCGAGCAACAAGUUCGGGAUGUGCUCGCUCAAUAUGAAAUGGGUGCGCCUCGACGCCUCCAGGAUCAAUCCCGUCAUGCGACACCGCCAACUGGGGCCGAGCCAUCACCGUCAAUGCUAAGCGUUGACAAUGGCUGGACCCUGGGAGGCUCGAGGUUCCCCCGUCAGGAAUCUUCACUACCUGCCACUCGCCGCUCGAGCAUGGCAAGCAACGUCCAUUCACUCUUAAACCCGGCUGAUACUGCGGAACGGCCAGACGAAGAUCAACAAGAGGACCGGAAACGAAAACGGUUGGAGUAG
Molecule: messenger RNA, 1737 nt
Organism: Penicillium daleae
Lineage: Eukaryota; Fungi; Ascomycota; Eurotiomycetes; Eurotiales; Aspergillaceae
Product: heat shock factor family protein
Exons: 6
Coding region: 1-1737 (578 amino acids)
Biological process (GO): regulation of DNA-templated transcription
Molecular function (GO): sequence-specific DNA binding; DNA-binding transcription factor activity
Source: RefSeq, a predicted model, not a curated record